AUUAAGAAGUUAAACAAGCAUAAGUCACACUUUUGCCCUGAAACUAAAAAUAAACUCAUUUGCGAGUAUGAGAGCUCUAAAAUAACUUAUACAAUCCGCAAAUGAACACUCAAUUCGCCAAGACCGUUUCGUAUUGGCCCUCUCUAGAUAUAUGGGGUUUAAAAUAAUGCAAACUUUCAAAUGAGUUUAAACCACCUCCCCGAAUCGUAUUCGCGUGCUACAUCACAUUGUGAUAACCACGGCAAGUGACCGCCAGUAGAGCGGCCAACCGACCCCGCAUGUAUAUAUAAUUUUGUUGUCUGUCUAGUUACUUUAUUCAGUCUCUUUUCCAUAGUUCGCUAGUGAAUUAGUAUCUGUUUUACCACCUCAUCCGCUCGUUGAGACAAAAUGUAUCUACGGCUCAUAAUCGCGGUUUUGUUCAGUGUUUGGUGGUCAACAAGUGAGUGUAAGAGUGUUGUGAAAAGAGCGGAAGUAGUUGAAUCAUUUCAAAAUAAUGAGCCUAUCAUUGGUGUCCUGUCGCUCGAAGUAUCACCCGCGAUUAAAAGGAAUUUUCCAGGCGACCAAGAAAGUUAUAUAGCAGCUUCUUAUAUCAAAUUUGUCGAAGGUGCUGGAGCAAGAGCUGUUCCGAUAUGGAUUGGAAAAGAACGCGAAUAUUAUGAAAAUUUGAUGAACAAAAUCAAUGGCGUUCUGCUACCAGGAGGUGCUACCUGGUUCAAUGAGACAGGGGGUUAUGCUGACGCUGGGCGAAUAAUUUACGAUAUCGCGGUUGAUAUGAACAAAAAUGGUGUCUAUAUGCCUGUUUGGGGAACAUGCCUUGGAUUCGAAUUGAUGUUAUACGUUGACAAAAAUAACCAGGAACACAGGGAAAGUUGUAGCUCGCAGGGACAAAUAAUACCAUUGGAACUUAAAAAAGUCGCAAGAACUGAUAGUAAACUUUUCUCCAACGCGUCAUCAGAUGUGCUUUCUAUAUUGAGCACAAAGAACGUUACUUACAAUUGGCAUAUGUUUUGCACAACUGAAAAGACUUUUAGAAAACUGGGCUAUGACCGCGACUGGACUGUACUUUCCACCAAUAAGGAUUACAAUGGUUUCGAAUUCAUAUCUUCAGUAGAGCAUAAGAGGUACCCCUUCUACGGCAUUCAGUUCCAUCCGGAGAAAAACAUUUACGAAUGGGGAGUAUCCAGGGUAUAUCCGCACAGCCCAGAAGCAAUCCUGAUCUCACAAUACUUCGCCGACUUCUUCGUCAGUGAAUGUCGUAAAAAUCCCAAUAAAUUUGGAAAUGAAACAGAAAUGAUGGACUCGCUGAUCCAGAAUUACUCACCAACAUUCACAGGGAAAGGAAAAUCGUCGUUCUACCAAAUGUAUUUUUUUCCGAUGAAUCCAGAGGAACCUGUUAAACUUUUCACUAAACAAUCUGGUGCGUCCGUCACAGUCCCGAGUUUACUCCUUAUCACGAUUGUCACUAACUUUCUUCUGAUAGACAUCUAACCCAAUGCUUCCUGCACGAACUUUCUCUAUAUUAUUACACAGUUUGCAUGAGUACAAAGGGUCGGGUACCUAUCUUUUUUGAGGCUUCCUGGAAAAUACUCUUUUUAAUUUUUUUUACAAUAUUAUGGCCAGUAAAAUACGAGAAAUAUUUACGUUGCAGGAUUGUUAACGAAUUUGGUGUAAUAAAAGGAGACUUCGAUGAAGGAUAUCAGUAUUUUAUAUUAACAGUAUUUGUGUUCCUUUUUUUGGCAAAAAAGGAGGUGAAAACAUAGGCCAGGACGAAUCCACUUUGAUAUUUAUAUAUUUAACUAGGAUUUUGAGACUUUUUGUCAGAGUGUUCAUGAAGACUAAAGUGUGAGAUAUGCUUUUAUGUGUGUUCAAAUAAACAAAAUGUACAUUUUCAACC
Messenger RNA from Hermetia illucens (black soldier fly), 1894 nucleotides. Its product is annotated as gamma-glutamyl hydrolase A-like. The transcript has 6 exons. Gene Ontology annotation, cellular component: vacuole. Gene Ontology annotation, biological process: tetrahydrofolylpolyglutamate metabolic process. Gene Ontology annotation, molecular function: gamma-glutamyl-peptidase activity. The coding region runs from base 388 to 1488 and encodes 366 amino acids. Lineage: Eukaryota; Metazoa; Arthropoda; Insecta; Diptera; Stratiomyidae. The record is from RefSeq and is a predicted model, not a curated record.